GUGUGCUAUAGUCGAGUUCUGAGUUACUAGUGUGGAGUGUCGUUAGUGAAGUAAAGUAGUUAAAUGCUAAAAUGGCCGAUUUCAACGAUAUAAAUUCACACAGUAUGACAGAAAAUAAUAUUUCAAAACGUUGUAAUAAUCAAUGGGUUCGUUUAAACGUCGGUGGGACGUAUUUUUUAACAGCAAAAACAACAUUAGCACGAGAUCCAAAUUCGUUUCUCUAUCGACUAUGUCAAGAGGACUCCGACCUCAUUUCUGACCGGGAUGAAACGGGAGCUUAUCUGAUAGAUAGGGAUCCAACGUACUUCAGUCCAGUCUUAAAUUACCUCCGUCAUGGAAAGUUAGUGAUAAAUAAAGAUCUCACUGAAGAAGGUGUACUCGAGGAGGCUGAGUUUUAUAAUAUCACUGAAUUAAUAAGACUUGUUAAUGAAAGAAUUAUUUUGAGAGACACACGACCGACUCGUGAUUCAAAAAAACAUGUUUAUCGAGUAUUACAGUGCCAUGAAGAUGAGAUUACACAAAUGGUAUCCACCAUGUCUGAUGGUUGGAAAUUUGAGCAGCUAAUUAAUAUUGGUUCACAAUACAACUACGGAAAUGAAGACCAUGCUGAAUUCUUAUGUGUUGUAAGUCGCGAAUAUGGACCAAGUCAAUUGACAAGUAAAGAGCAGGAAUCCACCGAUCGUGUAAAGGUGUUGCAGCAAAAGGGUUCAAGAAUGUAAUCAUUACAUACUAUGAUUUCUUCCUCUGUCCAGUCCACUAUUAUUUUUUUUUAAUAUGAUAUGAAAUAAUUUAAAUAUUCGAUCCGCUAAUAUAUAUAAUAUAUAUAUUUCUAGUAAUACAUCUCUCUAGUUACGCGAAGACUGUUUUAUGUUUUUCUUGUGAUUAAUUUUAUUUACAAUUAAUAAUCGUUACUCAAUGAUAAUUUUUCUCGUUAUUUAUUUUUUAUUGUCUAUAUAUUAAUAUUAAAAUAAAAAAUAAUAAAAAUACGAGAUAGAUUAAAAAAAAAGCAAGUUAUAAAAAUCUUUGUCAUUUAACAUUUAGUAACAAGGACAAUAUCGAUUUACACGAGUUAAUAGGAUGUAAAUUUAUACAAGCGAAAUCGUGACGAUCUAUUAGGUUUAAAGCUAAGAUAAAACAUAUUAUUCGAAAUUUAAAAAUUUUCCGAUAGAUAUUAAGAAUAAAAAUUUUGUACUAAAUUAUUGUAAAAAAAAAAUUUAGAAAAAAAAAAUUGA
Messenger RNA from Cotesia glomerata, 1232 nucleotides. It is a transcript of the gene inc, whose product is annotated as BTB/POZ domain-containing protein KCTD5. The coding region runs from base 72 to 719 and encodes 215 amino acids. Gene Ontology annotation, cellular component: Cul3-RING ubiquitin ligase complex; cytoplasm. The transcript is spliced from 4 exons. Gene Ontology annotation, biological process: proteasome-mediated ubiquitin-dependent protein catabolic process; protein homooligomerization. The record is from RefSeq and is a predicted model, not a curated record. Lineage: Eukaryota; Metazoa; Arthropoda; Insecta; Hymenoptera; Braconidae. Gene Ontology annotation, molecular function: cullin family protein binding.